This is a messenger RNA of Drosophila eugracilis, 867 nucleotides long. RefSeq names its product seminase-like. Lineage: Eukaryota; Metazoa; Arthropoda; Insecta; Diptera; Drosophilidae. Gene Ontology annotation, biological process: proteolysis. The transcript has a single exon. The record is from RefSeq and is a predicted model, not a curated record. The coding region runs from base 1 to 834 and encodes 277 amino acids. Gene Ontology annotation, molecular function: serine-type endopeptidase activity.
AUGCUGCGUCCAAUCUGUUUAUUCCAAAUCCUGCUACUGGCUGCCCUGGCAAUCCAGUCAGAAUCGAGGAAUACCCAUUUCCAUCGCUAUAUGUUGGACACUUAUAAGCCUCAGCACAAUCCAAGGACCCAGAUGGAUUACAAGAGACAUCGUACUGCGAAGGCGAAGGAACAUAAUGAAACAGAUUCUGAGGUGCAGUUAGGAAACUCCAAGGAGCCCAUGGUCAGGUUGACCAAUUCUGAUAAAAGAGUGCUGCUGCAUGAGCUGAUGGUUCGCAUCUACCAGAAAAACAGGUACAUCUGCAUGGGGACAGUGAUUUCCGAGAAGCUAGUGAUUACCACGAGAACCUGUUUCGAAGAUGACACAAAUUUUGUGGUGACGAUGAAGAUGUUCGAUGAUGAAAUCAUCCACGGGGAAAAGGUGUUUCUCAACAAGACCUUUCUGAAGGGUGCAGAUCCCAUGCUUAUUGUUAUCGAACUUAAGAAACCCCCAACAAAUUCCAGUGUAAAAGACGACACUGUGAGGCUGUGUGAUGCUGAACUUGAAGUAUACGAGCCCAUCGAGCUGCCUCUUUGGAUAAGACAACGCCACAGUAUUCACUCGCAGAUAACUUACGUUCUGCCAACACAGGAGUGCCGUCAUCGCAUGAAGGAUCCCGAAUCUCUUGUUGUCACCAGCACUACGAUCUGUGUGAAGAAUACGAAGUAUACGUCAACUUGCCAGCCAGCCAUUGGCAAUCCUCUGAUUCACGACGGAAGGAUCUGCGGCAUCAAUGUGGCGGGUCAUAAUUGUCCCACCUUCACAGGGGUCGAUUUGUAUAUACAGGGUAUAUGAUGCUCUCGAGUUCUCAAUAGUUGGCAUGGAUAU